Molecule: messenger RNA, 492 nt
Organism: Rhizoctonia solani
Lineage: Eukaryota; Fungi; Basidiomycota; Agaricomycetes; Cantharellales; Ceratobasidiaceae
Exons: 1
Coding region: 1-492 (163 amino acids)
Source: RefSeq, a predicted model, not a curated record
AUGAUUUCGAGGGACUUUUCGCUCCGGCCUCCUGUGGACUUGGGCGAACGCGAAUUGUAUUGUGCAGAACUGAGCCCCAUAAAAGAGCAAUGUGCCACGAACCGCAAGCUCUGGCAGGCGCGCAUGGAUUCUCUUCCCCAAGCACGCGUACCACCCGCCCGAGCCCGCACUCCAUCCUCGAACGAAGCGCACUACAGGAGCAUAUUCCCACUCACCGUUCCCCCCAUGCUCUCUCAUCACUCGCACCAACAGCAGCAUCAACCCACCCGUCCGUCCUCGUCCGGAUCCAUAUCUACCGGUCUGUUCUCCCCCACGGGAAGCACGAGCAGCGCGACGACCAACACCGCGAGCGCGAGUAAAGAACCGAGCGCGGUGCGAGCAGCCUAUCACGCAAGCGUGAGGAAAAAGAAAAGUUUCCAUCAUGUGAGCUGGAAUGCACACAGUACAAACGUCCCGGUUCCGCCUAUGCCCUCACCUCGCGGAGGGAUGUAA